AUGCACACCCUCUCCCUCCUCACCCUCUCAGCCGCAGCAGCAGCCUCAGUCGCAGCCCAUGGACCAUCAGGUCCCGCUCAGGGCGUCCACAGGUUCAGGCAGAAGAGGAUGGUCGAUAUCAGGGGCGACGAUGGGGUUGUCAACCUCGACUUCCUGCACAACGACUUUGCGCGCGUAACCAACAAAUACACGAAAUCCAACCUCGCCUUCAAAGCGAACCACGUCGUCCUCUCUCGCAACCACACCCUCCAGCGUCGUCGCGAGGACGUGUUUGCCAUGGCCCGUGCGAUGGAGGAGGAGAAUCUUGCGAGGGAGGGCAGGAGGAGGGAGACGCAUGCGCAGAGGAAGAAGAGGAGUGAGGUGUUGGGUGGCAAGGUGGAGAAGCGUGCGCCUGGGGGGUCGGUGCCGCUCACGGACUACUUCUCGGGCGGCAACGACGCGUCGUAUUACGGCCCGAUUGGGAUCGGCACGCCCGCGCAGUCAUUCGACGUGAUCUUCGACACCGGCUCCGCCGACCUGUGGGUCCCGUCGUCCAAGUCGUCGACCUCCCACUCCAAGUUCAACACCGGCUCGUCCUCGACGAUCGAGACCUCGUCCGCCGAGUGGGACAUCACGUACGGCACGGGCUCGUCGCAGGGUUUUCUCGCGCGCGACGUGGUCCAACUCGGCGGCCAGUCGAUCCCGAAGCAGAUUUUCGCGCUCGCAGACACCUCGGCUCCGGUCGUCGAGGCCCUUCCCUCGGACGGGAUCUGCGGCCUCGCUUUCUCGACUAUCGCGACCUCGGGCGCUCCCACGGUCUUUGAGAACGCCAUCACGGAGAAGAUCGUCUCGAACCCGUACUUUGGGUUCUACCUCCAACGCGCGAGCGACCUCACGUCCGCCUCGAAGGGUACGAUCGGCGGUGGCGAGUUGUGCUUCGGCUGUGCCGACUCGGCCAAGUACACGGGCCAGCUCAACUACGUCCCCGUCUCGGCCCAGUCAUACUGGGAGAUCCCCGCCGACGGGAUCAGUGUCGAUGGACAGGUCGUCUCGGGGACUUCGAUGAGCGCUGCGAUCGACACGGGCACGACGCUCAUCUACGUCCCGACGGCCGUUGCGAAUGCGCUUUACGGCAAGAUUGGAGGAAAGGCCGUCGGGGGAGGGGGAGGACAGUACCAUGUUCCUUGCGUCUCGACGUUCGGAUCGAUCGGCUUGAGCUUCGGGGGUCAGACGUACAACAUCCCUCUUUCGGACGUCUUCCUCGGAUACGCCAGCGCCUCGACGACCAGCGAGUGCAUCCUCGGUAUCCUCGCGCAGGACAUGUACGACGCCGACGGAAACGCCGUUGCCAUCGUCGGCGACCUCUUCCUCAAGACCGUCUACUCCGUCUUCAGCUACUCGCAGGGCGGCAAUCCCGCCGUCGGUUUCGCUCCCUCGAUCACCUCUGGCCUCUCUGCCUCCGGCUCUUCCUCCUCGUCCGGCUCGUCCGGCGCGUCCGCCCCCUCUGCGUCAGGCAACGCCACCGUCUCCGGCUCGGCAGGCAGGUCGAACGCCACUGCGCCCGCUACGACCAGCCCGUUCGUCGUCUCGAAGAAGGUGGCCGACAUCACUGCCAACCCCGGCGUCGCAACUUCUAUCUCGACUUACAACCCUGCUGCCGCGCAAGCGACCGCCGCGGUCUCGGGCUCGUCGGGCGCAGCGAACGGAAGCGUCACGGCGCCCGCCGCGCCUUUCACAUUCACCGUCUUCUCUGUCGCCAGCAACGUCCCGACCGUGACUUCCACCUCGACCAUGUCGACUCCCACGUCGGACUCGACGACUUCGAGCGGCGGAGACGCCACCGCUGCAGAGGCGAGCUCGCCUUCUGCUUCGUCGACCAGCGGAGCGGGGAAGAACGUCGCGGCGAUCGCUUUGGCCGUCGUUGCUGCGCUCGCGGGAAGUGCGCUGGCCGCCUAA
Rhodotorula toruloides NP11 is the source of this 1935-nucleotide messenger RNA. Its product is annotated as pepsinogen A2 precursor. The record is from RefSeq and is a predicted model, not a curated record. Gene Ontology annotation, biological process: proteolysis. The transcript is spliced from 5 exons. Gene Ontology annotation, molecular function: aspartic-type endopeptidase activity. Bases 1 to 1935 code for a protein of 644 amino acids. Lineage: Eukaryota; Fungi; Basidiomycota; Microbotryomycetes; Sporidiobolales; Sporidiobolaceae.